Messenger RNA from Ctenopharyngodon idella (grass carp), 7137 nucleotides. RefSeq names its product serine/arginine repetitive matrix 3 (gene srrm3). Bases 484 to 2334 code for a protein of 616 amino acids. The record is from RefSeq and is a predicted model, not a curated record. Lineage: Eukaryota; Metazoa; Chordata; Actinopteri; Cypriniformes; Xenocyprididae. Gene Ontology annotation, molecular function: mRNA binding. The transcript has 14 exons.
UUGCAAAAUGCUUAUAUAACAUUAACAUUUAUGCAGAAAUGUUUCUGUGUUAAUAGUACCUCACCAGGUGUCGCUAGUGAGUUCACACUUUUAUACUUGUCUUUCCUUCACAUUUUAUAAGUGCCUUUAAAUUACUGUUUUAUGAAGUAUUGUUAUUAUUAUUACUUCGUUUGGCUGUGUUUAGGUUCUCUCUGAUUUUUUUUUUUUUUUUUCUCUUUAAUGUGAUUGGGUUAUUAAAAUGAGUCAGUAUUGCAGUACGCCGCAGUUACACCUCCCGAGCGCUGGAGGGCGCCGCGUCUGAAGCUCUUCGGCUCGAAUCGUCCCGUUCUCGGCUCUUGCGCUGUUGUCGCUGUCCAGCACUGAGCGUUCAGCACCGCGAGCGGAGGACAGCUCCCGACCCUCAGAGGAAAACACAUCAGACUACCGCAGAACCGCUUCAGCCAGCCUCAUCUACAUCCACACGACCAACCGAGUGCCGUGGCCAUGUACGAUGGGGCGAGGGUUCCCUCCCCUGAGGACGCCACUAACGGGGUCCCGCUCCAGCCUGAGACCCCCGCGACCACACGUCCCAAAGCUAACGAAGAGCCGGAGGAAGGAGAGGGUGUGCCGCUUGAGCCCGUCCUGGUGAAGAAGGCUCACCGAGAGAUUCUGGACCAUGAGAGGAAGAGGAGGGUGGAGCUGAAAUGCAUGGAGCUACAAGAAAUGAUGGAGGAACAGGGAUAUUCCGAAGAGGAAAUCCGGCAGAAGGUUGAAACGUUUCGGCAGAUGCUGAUGGAGAAAGAGGGUGUGAUAACUCGAGAAGGCUUGCACCCGCGUCCACCGGUCAGGCUGCUUCCUCACGGGGAUGAAGAUCAUGUGGAAAACGCUCCGUACAUUGACGGCUGUGAGGAACACUACGACUGGGAUGGAGAAUAUUACGAGCAAGAGACAACUGCCUACGAUGACUCCAGAUCCAAAAGGAAAUCCAGCAGUUCACCUUCCCCUCGGCCAAAGAAGAGGAAAAAGAAGAAGGCAAGAAGACACAGUCGAGCUGACAGUCCUUCUCCCACCCGCAGAGACAAGAGGAAGAAAAGCGGAAAGAAACACAAAAGAGACAGGUCCACAUCUGGCUCAAGGAGGAAGAGGAGACACAGAUCUGGUAGCCCCAAAAUCAAACACAAAGACAAGAACAAACAGAAGAAGAGGUGUUCAGUCGAAUCUCCCAGCAGGAGUUCUCAGCACAGAGGCAGCUGCUGUAGUUCCCGCAGUGGAUCCAUCUCCUCCACCGCCAGCCUCUCCAAAUCACCCAGCAGAUCAAAUGCAAAGUGCAAGAACGACAGGCACAAACAGGAAGGAACUCACACCGCCCACAGCCCACCGCCGUCCCCCAGCGCUGACCAGCCAAUCACGUGGCAGAACGGGAACCACAGCGUCCGUGUCCGCAACGGCAAAGACUCUGGAACCAAUCACACGGAGGCGAAUAAAGCGAACGAUAAGCUUCGAUCUCUGGCUCCGUCUCCCUCGAGCGCGCAGACGCACGCGUCGCCUCAUCUGAGAGGCGCUAAACAUCACUCCGGCCUUCCCAAAAGCCCCGGGGGACCCGCGGCCCAGACGGGAGAGGACGGCUGUGGAGACGACAGGCCGGCGACGGGCAAACCGCUCUCAGAGUCAUCAGGGAGACGCAGCGGGAGGCCGAGGGUUCGAGAGAAGACGUCUCGCUCGCCGGCGCACAGCAGCGACUCCCAGCAUGAGCCGCACGCUAAAGCCAAGAAUCAGAAGAAAGCGAAAGGAUCUCAUUCGUCUAAGCGCCACCAUCGCGGACGCGCUCAAAACCGCCACCGGAGUUCCUCUGUGUCACCGGGCCGGCACAAACACACGUCCAAGAAGAAGAAGAGCAAAAGUCACGGGACGGCCCGGCAGCGGAGCAGCUCCUGGAGCAGCGGGAGGUCGUCGUCACGAGCUCAUUCUAGAGAAUGCGGAUCCAGCAAGAACAAAUCCCCACACGCCCGCCAGAACAACUCAAGGGAGAGAGACAGUCCUCAUCACUCGGAUGCGGAAAGAGCUCGCCGCCGCUCACGCAGCUAUUCUCCCAUCCGGAAGAGACGGAGAGACUCGCCCAGCUUUAUGGAAGCUCGCAGGAUCACCAGCGCACGAAAACGGCCCAUCCCGUACUACCGGCCGAGCCCGUCCUCUUCCAGCUCCGCGAGCGGCUACAGCAGUUCUAGUCGCAGUCGCAGCCGCAGCUACAGCAGUUACAGCAGCCGCAGUCGCAGCCGCAGCAGGAGUCGCUCCAGGAGCCCGAGCCCUGCGCACAGUUACUACAGCCAAAGCAGCUCCGAGAGCCCUGGAUUCUGAGAGCAACUGAAGGUACGGAGGGGGAAAGUCAAAGACCAGGAGACUAAGAACAUCUCAACUGUGCAGGACACCUUUCUACCGCAGGAUCUGUGCUGAAGGAAAUCACUAUAUAACGUGCGAAUAAAAUGCAGCGGGUAUCAGGGUUUCCGGCUGACAGGACGGUCCAUAAAAUGUUGGGGUGGAGUAAAACUGAAAAGAUUUAAAACUGAACAAAAAUAAUAGGUUAAAGGUACUUACACUGCAAAAUAAUCUUUUUUUUUUUUAGCAUUUCUGUCUUGUUUUCCAGUACAUAUCAAAACGUUCUUAAAUACUUUUACUUGAGAAGGUCAAAUGAAAAAAAUAUGAAAUGUUUCCUGAAAAAAGUAUCAAAAUGAACGGCUGGUAGGGACUACAACGAGCUUCUUCCCAGGUUGGUGACAUCACUAACCCCAAAAUUUACAUGAACCCCGCCCCCGAGAACACGCAGCAAAGGGGGCGAGGCCAUGUUGGGCUGCUUUAGAGAAGAGGAAGAGUUGUUGUAGUAGAGUGUUGUUGUCAUGCCGUCAUUUUACGCCGGACUGCUUCACAAACAAGGGUCAAUUCAACGCUGGAUUUGCACAAAAUAUUAACAUGACGCACAUACUAGUCGAUGAGUUGAAUCAAAAGUUGUCUCUCCAUCAGUGUCGACUCCGGUUUGAACAAUGUAAGGCUGAACACCGUUACUGACAAUCCUCAUUUUGGCUGCAUGAGAUUCUCCAGCUUUGUUGUUGUUGAACAACCGAAGCGCGAGCUGUUAAAGCUCCGCCCUCUUCUGGAAAGCUCAUUUGCAUUUAAAGGGACACACACAAAAACAGCGUGUUUUUGCUCACACCCAAAUAGGGGCAAAUUUGACAAGCUAUAAUAAAUGAUCUGUGGGGUAUUUUGAGCUGAAACUUCACAGACACAUUCUGUGGACACCAGAGACUUAUAUUACAUCUUGUGUAAGUGGCAUUAUAGGUGCCCUUUGAAACAAGAAAAAAUAUCUGCCAAUGCGGUAAGAAAAAUAAACUUAAUUCAAAGGGAAAUCAAGAUUAUUUUUUCAACCCCCCCUUUUUUUUUUAGCAAAACCUUUUUGAUCAAUUGAUAAAAAAUACUGUAUUUGUAAUGUAAAAUACAGAGUAAAACUGGAAAAAUCCAAAUCCACUCAGUCCAUUUCUUGUAGUUUUGAACAGCAAGAAAAUACAUAAAAUCAGAUUUUUCCAUUCUUUAUUUCCACAAUGACAGUUAUUUUUCUGACCCCAUUUACAGUUUCUUUUUUUUUUUCCUUUUUUGAGCAAAAACGUGUUUAAAGUCAUUUUGCUUCUCAAGUAAAUAUAUCUUGAUUUCAGAAUGUUUAGAUAUUUGUACUGGAAAACAAGACAAUUUUUUUUUUUUUUCAGUGUUAAAAUACUUUCUUGUGUCCCAGAGUUUCUGUCACAACAUAGAUCUGUUUAUAUAUGCAUCCUGACAAGCUUAACCAAUGGCAGGAGUUUGGGGUGGGACCUUUUGUUUGUUUGACCAAUGACAAACAGCGGGAGCGUUUGGGAAACCUUUAUGAAAACAGUCAUUACUGGUGCUCUUUGAAGCAAAGCAUCACUGUUAUCUCGCUUGUUAUUUUUACAGUUAUGUUUAGUGGUGCAGAAAUUACACACUUCACCCUUAACAUAUGCUUUGUUCAUAAAGCGAAAAUCCUUUUGUGUGUGUGUGUGUGUGUGUGUGUGUGUGUGUGUGUGUGUGUGUGUGUGUGUGUGUGUGUGUGUGUGUGUGAAUCCGAUUCAAAUCCACUCAAUCCAUUUUUUCAAGAAAAUGCAUCAAAUCUGAUUUUUCUGCCCUUUCUUUCCACAAUGACUCAUAAUUAUACUAAUAAUAAUGUUAUCACUAUACAAAUUAUGUAGAUACACUAAAUAUUAAAUACACUGUCUGAACAAACACAUCUGAUCUCAUCACUGGAUGAGAAAUGACAGAAGGGCGGAUUUGUGUGCAGUGUCGACAAAACAUUUUUAGGGAGUGAAUUUGGAAAUAACUGCAAAGGUAUCUGACCUUACAUUAUAAAAUACAGCCGGUCUGUACAGAUUAAAACCAGCCGACUACAUGUCAAACCCUGUGAGAUGCUGACACACACUUAUGAUGCACAGAGAUAUUGAUGUUGUCAGCAUUUUUGUAUUUAACAUAUUCAAUGUUACAAAUAGAUCCAGUGUCUCUAUUUAAAGACUAAAAGGCCUGAAGAACAAAGAUAAGAUGAGCACUUUUUUUCCCUGAAAUUCUUCCACGCUGCAAAAAUAACCAAAAAACUGGGUUAAGAACGAGAGACUAAUCGUGAUGAGGUCUAAAACAGUCUCAUGACAAGGGUUCAAAAUCAAGAGACUAUAUUCCUACACUGAAGAUGAACGAAAGCAAGAACAAACUAUUCGACUUUACAGUAGCUUAUGAUUUGGGUGAAUCUCAUAAAGAAAUGUCCAGCUCAUAUAGAAAUUAAAUGUUGUACAAAGAAAUUAAGCACCAUUAAGAUUUUGUGAAUUUUGACUUUUUCAUAACAACAUUUUUUAUAACCAUUUUUUAUUUAGGAUACUGACAAUUGGGUGAUUUAAAUGUGUAUAUUUGGUCUUGGAGAUAAUAAUUAUCCCUCUGGUGCUCUUUGGUUGUUUUUGACCAAAACAUUUUACUUUUUGUUUUUUUCAAUUUUUUUUACUUUGGAAUGGUACAAAACUUUUUAAAGGUUUUGGCACUUGAUAUAUGAACACACACACAAAAAAUCAUGGAAAUGAUUCAGAAAGGAUAAACUGUCCUGAAAAAAAAUUAGUCACACUUGUGCUCCUAGCCAUCAAAAAUGGCUGCUUUGGAAAUGAAUGGGAAACGAAUUUCAUCUAGUGGAAGCAUUUGGUACUGCGCCCAAACAAAAUCUUACUGAAAGCUCAUUUUUUGAGACAUCAACCUCAAAUUUGGAACACAACUUGUUUAGAUUUAUGGCUUUGAUUUUGUUAGUAUUUUUAGUAUUAUUAUAGUAUUUUUGUGCAGUUUUCAUAACGAACUUCUAUAACUUUUUUAAGUUUACUUUUUUCACUUUAAGUGUCUUUAAAAAACAAACAAACUGAAGUCUGUGCUCAAAAAAUGAAUAAAUGGAUUAUAACUACUGCAUAAAUAUAAUUUAGUACUACAAAUCCCCUCAAAAAUACAGGAUAUUAAAUGAAAAACAUUAUCAAACUAAAAUAUAGUACAUUCAUUUAAUUGAAAUAAAAAAAGGAAAAAUUUUGUCAUUUUUUUGUCUGCCACGCGAGGAGCACCAAAGGGUUAAACAUACUUCAUUUUCUUUAUUAUGCAAAUAUAAUUGUUUAUUUAUUUAUUUUUUUACUUUGGGUUAAAAAUGACUGACAGGUUUUUUUGUUUUUUUGAGAUUCACCCAUUAAUUAUUUAAAAAAACGCAUCUUUUUUUGUUGAAGUUGUAUUAUAAUGACUGUAUGUCAGGAUGUUUUCGUUUGAAUAUUUCCGCUGCAAGUUUUGGCUGUAAACUAUGCACUGUAUAUUCCAAGUUAUAUACCGGAUUAUAUAAAGGCUUCGUACGUGGAAAAGCUUGGCAUGAUGCAGAGGAGAGGCUGCGUAUCUGGGUGUAAGUCUCUCUCCUGCCCUCCUUUACUCUCGGAUCUCUUUGGAAAAUCCAUAUCUGAUGCACCUAUAAUGCGAGUCCAUUUUGGAGAUGUGAUAUUUCUUAUUAUAUACAGUAUUCCACUUCUAUUUUGGCUGUGUUUAGUGCAUAUAAAUACGGUUAGAGCUCUGUGUUGUACAGUUAUUAUCUGAACUCUCUGUUGUUUUUAACCCCCGUCUCUAGUGUAGGUGCACUUACCUGAAACCAGGCUGCAAAAAUAUACACGCACACGUCUUUUUGAGCAUAUUUAUUCAUGUUAUUCUAUUUAUUCGGUGAUGCUAUUUAUUUAAUAUUCGUUGCAUAUUUAUUUUAUUUAUUUAUUUAUUACUUUUUGGCUCUGUUUUUAUAAGAAGUUGCACCAUUUUCUGUGCGUAUUGCACAUUUGCAAAGUUUUGAUUGUUUGUAAUGACAAGCUUCUGCAUCGUUUAAAGUCAACAUGAAGUCUGAUUAACUUUCUUAAUACGUGUUCCUGUUCUGAUUUUGAAUGAUUUGUUGAUGCAUGUUAGUCUAAAUCAUUUUUCAUCAAAAUUAAACAACUUUCUCCACCUCUGAAACAACUUUUCUUUUCUGCUGGCAUCACAAAUCCUUUUUAACGUAUGACAUACAUCAUCAGCAUCAUCAUCCAAUCAAUUCCUGGUGGAUAAAAUGCCACAUUUUUCUUGAAUUUUCUUUAAUAUGCUGUUGCACUCUGAAAUGCGUCACAAGUAAAAGGGGUUUCAUGUUGACCUUAAAUGCAGAAAUACAAUGAAUUGUUAUGAAAUGGUUAUAUUUUAAGACUGGUUGUUGUUUUACGAGUUUGCAUUUUCCAUAUAUUUAUUAUAAUUUAUUGUACUGUGUUUCUCUCAUUCCCUCCUUCAAAUGGAGACUGUGCUGGCCUUUUAUCAGUUAUUUCUUUGUCUUUCUUCCCUGGAAAGAGCUAAUAAAGGAGGCGGAUUACAGGCCCAGCGUUGGCUCAUGUGAACUUUAAUCUUAUGAUGCAGGAAACAGCCUCAGUCUUCCUUUUUAUGUGUCUCUCGUCGCCAGUGUUAUAUGAUUUUACACACACCUGUUGAUUUAAUAAUGUGAGUUGAUACAGCUCUAACUUCCCAACUGUAUAAAGUCCGUAGAUUUAGUGACCAGUCAUAAAUAAACACAUAAUAAAAGUAUCUGCAAAUGAAUCAUCUUAA